Messenger RNA from Manis javanica (Malayan pangolin), 14930 nucleotides. The record is from RefSeq and is a predicted model, not a curated record. NCBI's taxonomy places the organism in Eukaryota, Metazoa, Chordata, Mammalia, Pholidota, Manidae.
CCGCUCCCGGCAGCCAUGGUGGCCGGCAUGCUCAUGCCGCUGGACCAGCUGCGGGCCAUUUACGAAGUGCUCUUCCGCGAGGGCGUGAUGGUGGCCAAGAAAGACCGUCGGCCCCGCAGCCUGCACCCCCAUGUGCCUGGCGUCACCAACCUGCAGGUCAUGCGCGCCAUGGCCUCCCUGCGUGUACGGGGCCUGGUGCGAGAGACCUUUGCCUGGCGCCAUUUCUACUGGUACCUCACCAACGAGGGCAUCGCCCACCUGCGCCAGUACCUGCACCUGCCGCCUGAGAUCGUGCCUGCCUCCCUGCAGCGAGUGCGCCGCCCUGUUGCCAUGGUGAUGCCUGCACGCCGCACCCCCCAUGUGCAGGCUGUGCAGGGUCCCCUGGGCUGUCCGCCCAAGCGGGGACCACUGCCAGCAGAGGAUCCUGCCCGUGAGGAGCGGCGGGUCUACCGCCGGAAGGAGCCCGAGGAGGGGGCACCUGAGCCCCCGGUGGUGCCCGCCACCGCCCCAGGGAGCCUGGCAAGGCCUGGCUUCGAGCCUGCCCCACCCACAGAUGAGCGGGACCGUGUGCAGAAGAAAACCUUCACCAAGUGGGUCAACAAACAUCUUAUCAAGCACUGGAGGGCAGAGGCCCAGAGGCACAUCAGCGAUCUGUAUGAAGAUCUCCGGGAUGGCCACAAUCUCAUCUCCUUGCUGGAGGUGCUCUCAGGGGACAGCCUGCCAAGAGAGCGGGACGUAAUCAGGAGCUCGCGCCUGCCCCGGGAGAAGGGGAGGAUGCGCUUCCACAAGCUGCAGAACGUGCAGAUCGCCCUGGACUAUCUCCGGCACCGCCAGGUGAAGCUGGUGAACAUUCGGAAUGAUGACAUUGCCGAUGGCAACCCCAAGCUGACCCUUGGCCUGAUCUGGACCAUCAUCCUGCACUUCCAGAUCUCGGACAUCCAGGUGAGUGGGCAGUCAGAGGACAUGACAGCCAAGGAGAAGCUGCUGCUGUGGUCGCAGCGCAUGGUGGAAGGUUACCAGGGCCUGCGCUGUGACAACUUCACCUCCAGCUGGCGUGAUGGCCGCCUCUUCAAUGCCAUCAUUCACCGGCACAGGCCUGUGCUCAUUGACAUGAGCAAAGUGUAUCGUCAGACCAACCUGGAGAACCUGGACCAGGCCUUCUCCGUGGCAGAGCGGGACCUGGGAGUGACCCGGCUGCUGGACCCCGAGGAUGUGGACGUCCCCCAGCCCGACGAGAAGUCCAUCAUCACGUAUGUCUCGUCACUGUACGACGCCAUGCCCCGUGUGCCAGACGCGCAGGACGGGGUAAAGGCCAGUGAGCUACAGCUGCGCUGGCAGGAGUACCGGGAGCUGGCCCUGCUCCUGCUGCAGUGGGUCAGGCACCACACUGCUGCCUUCGAGGAGCGCAAGGUCCCCACCAGCUUUGAGGAGAUUGAGAUCCUGUGGUGCCAGUUCUUGAAGUUUAAGGAGACAGAGCUUCCAGCCAAGGAGGCAGACAAAACCCGGUCCAAGGGCAUCUACCAGUCCCUGGAGGGGGCGGUGCAAGCAGGUCAGCUCAAGGUGCCCCCUGGCUACCACCCACUGGAUGUGGAGAAAGAGUGGGGCCGGCUGCACGUGGCCAUCCUGGAGCGGGAGAAGCAGCUCCGGGGCGAAUAUGAGAGGCUAGAGUGUCUUCAGCGCAUUGUGAGCAAGCUGCAGAUGGAGGCUGGGCUGUGCGAGGAGCAGCUGAACCAGGCCGACGCCCUGCUCCAGUCGGACAUUCGGCUGCUGGCUACAGGCAAGGCACCCCAGCGGGCAGCGGAGGUGGAGCGUGACCUAGACAAGGCGGAUGGCAUGAUCAGGCUGCUGUUCAAUGAUGUGCAGACCCUCAAGGAUGGGCGGCACCCUCAGGGCGAGCAGAUGUACCGAAGGGUGUACCGCCUGCAUGAGCGCCUGGUGGCCAUCCGCACUGAGCACAACCUCCGACUGAAAGCGGGUAUAGCUGCCCCCAUGACUCAGGUGACACUACAGAGCUCGCAGAGGCGCCCUGAGCUCGAGGACUCCACGCUGCGCUACCUGCAGGACCUGCUGGCCUGGGUGGAGGAGAACCAGCGCCGGGUGGACAGUGCCGAGUGGGGUGUGGACCUGCCCAGCGUGGAGGCGCAGCUAGGCAGCCACCGUGGCCUGCACCAGUCCAUUGAGGAGUUCCGGGCCAAGGUCGAGCGGGCGCGCACUGACGAGGGCCAGCUCUCCCCAGCUCCACGGGGUGCCUACCGAGACUGCCUGGGUCGACUGGACCUGCAGUAUGCCAAGCUGCUGAACUCUUCCAAGGCCCGUCUCCGGUCCCUGGAGAGCCUGCACAACUUUGUGGCAGCCGCCACGAAGGAGCUGAUGUGGCUGAGCGAGAAGGAGGAGGAGGAGGUGGGCUUUGACUGGGGUGAACACAAUGCCAACAUGGCUGCCAAGAAGGAGAGCUACUCGGCCCUGAUGCGGGAGCUGGAACUGAAAGAAAAGAAAAUUAAGGAGGUCCAGAACACCGGUGACCGACUUCUGCGGGAGGACCACCCUGCCCGGCCCACAGUGGAGUCCUUCCAGGCCGCCCUUCAGACCCAGUGGAGCUGGACGCUCCAGCUGUGCUGCUGCAUCGAGGCGCACCUGAAGGAGAACACUGCCUACUUCCAGUUUUUCACAGACGUGCGGGAGACUGAGGAGCAGAUGCGGAAGCUGCAGGGGACACUGCACAGGAAGUACACAUGUGACCGCUCUGUCACCGUCACGCGCCUUGAGGACCUGCUGCAGGACGCCCAGGACGAGAAGGACCAGCUUACCGAGUACAGGGGACAUCUCUCAGGUCUGGCCAAGCGGGCCAGGGCCAUUGUGCAGCUGAAGCCCCGGAGCCCAGCUCACCCCGUGCGGGGCCACAUGCCCCUCCUGGCUGUGUGCGACUACAAGCAGGCAGAGGUGACCGUGCACAAGGGUGACGAGUGGCAGCUGGUGGGUCCUGCGCAGCCAUCCCACUGGAAGGUGCUCAGCAGCUCUGGCAGUGAGGCCACCGUGCCCUCCGUGUGCUUCCUCGUGCCCCCGCCGAAUCAGGAGGCCCAGGAGGCUGUCGUCAGGUUGGAGGCCCAGCACCAGGACCUGGUUGCACUGUGGCACCAGCUGCAUGUGGACAUGAAGAGCCUUCUGGCAUGGCAGAGCCUCAGCCGAGAUGUGCAGCUCAUCCGCUCCUGGUCCUUGGUCACGUUCCGAACGCUGAAGCCAGAGGAGCAGCGCCAAGCCCUGCGCUGCCUGGAGCUACACUACCGGGCCUUCCUGCAGGACAGCCAGGAUGCUGGUGGCUUUGGACCCGAGGACCGGCUGCAGGCUGAGCGGGAGUACAGCUCCUGCAGCCGCCAUUACCAACAGCUGCUGCAGAGCGCAGAGCAGGGUGAGCAGGAGGCGUCACGGUGUCAGCGCUGCAUCUCGGAGCUCAGAGACAUCCGGCUGCAGCUGGAGGCCUGUGAAUCGCGCACCGUGCACCGCCUGCGGCUGCCACUGGACAAGGAGCCUGCACGGGAGUGUGCCCAGCGCAUCGCCGAGCAGCAGAAAGCGCAGGCCGAGGUAGAAGGUCUGGGCAAAGGGGUUGCCCGGCUCUCUGCCGAGGCCGAGAAGGUCCUGGCCCUGCCUGAGCCCUCACCUGCUGCUCCCACACUGCGCUCAGAGCUGGAACUGACCCUGGGCAAACUGGAGCAGGUCCGCAGCCUGUCCGCCAUCUACCUGGAGAAGCUCAAGACCAUCAGUCUGGUGAUCCGCAGCACGCAGGGUGCUGAGGAGGUGCUCAAGGCCCACGAGGAGCAGCUCAAGGAGGCCCAGGCCGUGCCCGCCACACUCCCAGAGCUGGAGGCCACCAAGGCCGCGCUGAAGAAGCUGCGGGCCCAGGCAGAGGCCCAGCAGCCCGUGUUCGACUCUCUGCGGGACGAGCUGCGUGGAGCGCAGGAGGUGGGUGAGCGGCUGCAGCAGCAACACAGCGAGCGGGACGUGGAGGUGGAGCGCUGGCGCGAACGGGUCGCCCAGCUGCUGGAGCGCUGGCAGGCUGUGCUGGCCCAGGUGGAUGUGCGGCAGCGUGAGCUCGAGCAGCUGGGCCGCCAGCUGCGCUACUAUCGUGAGAGUGCGGACCCGCUGGGCGCCUGGCUGCAGGAUGCUAGGCGGCGGCAGGAGCAGAUCCAGGCAGUGCCACUGGCCAACAGCCGGGCUGUGCGCGAGCAGCUGCGGCAGGAGAAGGCGCUGCUGGAGGAAAUCGAGCGCCACGCCGAGAAAGUGGAGGAGUGUCAGCGGUUUGCAAAGCAAUAUAUCAAUGCCAUCAAGGACUAUGAGCUCCAGCUGGUCACGUACAAGGUGCAGCUUGAGCCAGUCGCCUCCCCAGCCAAGAAGCCUAAGGUGCAGUCCGGGUCCGAGAGCAUCAUCCAGGAGUACGUGGAUCUGCGCACACGCUACAGCGAGCUGACCACGCUCACGAGCCAGUACAUCAAAUUCAUCAGUGAGACUUUGCGGCGCAUGGAGGAGGAGGAGAGGCUGGCUGAGCAGCAGCGGGCAGAGGAGCGGGAGCGGCUGGCCGAGGUGGAGGCUGCGCUGGAGAAGCAGCGGCAGCUGGCCGAGGCGCACGCCCAGGCGAAGGCGCAGGCGGAACAGGAGGCCCAGGACCUGCAGCGGCGCAUGCAAGAGGAGGUAGUGCGGCGGGAGGAGGCGGCGGUGGACGCCCAGCAGCAGAAGCGCAGCAUCCAGGAGGAGCUGCAGCACCUGAGGCAGAGCUCGGAGGCAGAGAUCCAGGCAAAGGCCCGGCAGGCGGAGGCCGCGGAACGCAGCAGGCUGCGCAUCGAGGAGGAGAUCCGUGUGGUACGCCUGCAGCUGGAAGCAACCGAGCGCCAGCGCGGCGGGGCGGAAGGUGAGCUGCAGGCUCUGCGAGUGCGCGCAGAGGAGGCGGAGGCACAGAAGCGGCAGGCGCAGGAGGAGGCAGAGCGCUUGCGGCGGCAGGUGCAAGAGGAGACCCAGCGCAAGCGGCAGGCAGAGGCCGAGCUGGCCCUGCGUGUGAAUGCUGAGGCUGAGGCGGCUCGUGAAAAGCAGCGGGCUGUGCAGGCGCUGGAGGAGCUGCGGCUGCAGGCUGAGGAAGCCGAGCGGCGCCUGCGGCAGGCUGAGGCAGAGCGGGCGCGCCAGGUGCAAGUGGCCCUGGAGACAGCACAGCGCAGCGCGGAAGCCGAGCUGCAGAGCAAGCGCGCCUCCUUCGCGGAGAAGACAGCGCAGCUGGAGCGCACCCUGCAGGAAGAGCACGUGGCGGUGGCGCAGCUGCGAGAGGAAGCCGAGCGGCGGGCGCAGCAGCAGGCAGAGGCAGAGCGUGCCCGUGAGGAGGCCGAGCGGGAGCUGGAACGCUGGCAGCUGAAGGCCAACGAGGCACUGCGGCUGCGGCUGCAAGCAGAGGAGGUGGCGCAGCAAAAGAGCCUGGCGCAGGCCGAGGCGGAGAAGCAGAAGGAGGAGGCAGAGCGGGAGGCACGGCGGCGUGGUAAGGCGGAGGAGCAGGCGGCACGGCAGCGGGAGCUGGCGGAGCAGGAGUUGGAGAAGCAGCGGCAGCUGGCAGAGGGCACUGCACAGCAGCGCCUGGCAGCAGAGCAGGAGCUGAUCCGGCUGCGGGCCGAGACCGAGCAGGGGGAGCAGCAGCGACAGCUGCUGGAAGAGGAGCUGGCGCGCCUGCAGCGCGAGGCAGCUGCGGCCAUGCAGAAGCGCCAGGAGCUGGAGGCUGAGCUGGCCAAGGUACGUGCCGAGAUGGAGGUGCUGCUGGCCAGCAAGGCGCGCGCCGAGGAGGAGUCACGCUCCACUAGUGAGAAGUCCAAGCAGAGGCUGGAAGCUGAGGCUGGCCGUUUCCGUGAACUGGCGGAGGAGGCUGCCCGCCUACGUGCCCUGGCUGAGGAGGCCAAGCGACAGCGGCAGCUGGCAGAGGAGGAUGCGGCGCGGCAGCGGGCAGAGGCCGAGCGGGUGCUUGCUGAGAAGCUGGCUGCCAUUGGUGAAGCCACCCGGCUCAAGACUGAGGCAGAGAUCGCGCUCAAGGAGAAGGAGGCGGAAAACGAGCGCCUGCGGCGGCUGGCGGAAGAUGAGGCCUUCCAGCGGCGGCGGCUGGAGGAGCAGGCUGCCCAGCACAAGGCAGACAUUGAGGAGCGGCUGGCACAACUGCGCAAGGCAUCGGAGAACGAGCUGGAGAGGCAGAAGGGGCUGGUGGAGGACACGCUGCGCCAGCGGCGGCAGGUGGAGGAGGAGAUCCGGGCCCUGAAGGCGAGCUUCGAGAAGGCAGCCGCCGGGAAGGCGGAGCUGGAGCUGGAGCUGGGGCGCAUCCGCAGGAACGCCGAGGACACGCUGCGCAGCAAGGAGCAGGCAGAGUUGGAGGCUGCGCGGCAGCGGCAGCUGGCCGCCGAGGAGGAGCAGCGGCGCCGGGAGGCCGAGGAGCGGGUGCAGAAGAGUCUGGUGGCCGAGGAGGAGGCGGCGCAGCAACGCAAAACCGCGCUGGAGGAAGUGGACAGGCUCAAGGCCAAGGUGGAGGAGGCGCGGCGUCUGCGUGAGCGGGCCGAGCAGGAGUCGGGACGGCAGCUGCAGCUCGCUCAGGAGGCCGCGCAGAAGCGGCUGCAGGCAGAGGAGAAGGCGCACGCCUUCGCGGUGCAGCAGAAGGAGCAGGAGCUGAAGCAGACGCUCCAGCAGGAGCAGAGCGUGCUGGAGCGGCUGCGGGCCGAGGCGGAGGCAGCGCGGCGGGCGGCAGAGGAGGCAGAGGAGGCACGGGAGCGGGCUGAGCGGGAGGCAGCGCAGUCCAGGCUGCAGGUGGAGGCGGCGGAGCGGCUGAAGCAGUCGGCGGAGGAGCAGGCACAGGCCCGGGCGCAGGCGCAGGCUGCUGCGGAGGCGCUGCGCAAGGAGGCCGAGCAGGAGGCGGCGCGGCGGGCGCAGGCAGAGCAGGCAGCCCUGCGGCAGAAGCAGGCGGCUGACGCGGAGAUGGGGAAGCACAAGAAGUUUGCGGAGCAGACACUGCGGCAGAAGGCCCAGGUGGAGCAGGAGCUGACGGCGCUGCGGCUGCAGCUGGAGGAGACCGACCAUCAGAAGCACAUCCUGGACGAGGAGCUGCAGCGGCUGAAGGCGGAGGUGACGGAGGCCGCCCGGCAGCGCGGCCAGGUGGAGGAGGAGCUCUUCUCCGUGCGCGUGCAGAUGGAGGAGCUGGGCAAGUUGAAGGCCCGCAUUGAGGCCGAGAACCGUGAACUCAUCCUGCGUGACAAGGACAGUACACAGCGCUUCCUGCAGGAGGAGGCCGAGAAGAUGAGGCAGGUGGCCGAGGAGGCCGCGCGGCUGAGCGUGGCUGCCCAGGAGGCAGCGCGGCUGCGGCAGCUGGCAGAGGAGGACCUAGCACAGCAGCGGGCCCUGGCUGAGAAGAUGCUCAGGGAGAAGAUGCAGGCGGUGCAGGAGGCCACGCGGCUCAAGGCCGAGGCAGAACUGCUGCUGCAGCAGAAGGAUGUGGCGCAAGAGCAGGCCCGGCGGCUGCAGGAGGACAAGGAGCAGAUGGCACAGCAGCUGGCGCAGGAGGCACAGGGCUUCCAGCGCACUCUGGAGGCGGAGCGGCAGCGGCAGCUGGAGUUGGGCGCUGAGGCCGAGCGCCUCAAGCUGCGUGUGGCGGAGAUGAGCCGGGCCCAGGCCCGUGCGGAGGAGGAUGCCCAGCGCUUCCGGAAGCAGGCUGAGGAGAUCGGUGAAAAGCUGCACCGCACAGAGCUCGCCACGCAGGAGAAGGUCACGUUGGUGCACACGCUGGAGAUCCAGCGGAACCAGAGUGACCGUGACGCCGAACGCCUGCGGGAGGCCAUUGCCGAGCUGGAGUGUGAGAAGGAGAAGCUCAAGCAGGAGGCCAGGUUGCUUCAGCUCAAGUCUGAGGAGGUGCAGACGGCACAGCAGGAGCAGCUGCUGCAGGAGGCACAGGCCCUCCAGCAGAGCUUCCUGUCCGAGAAGGACCGCCUGCUGCAGCGCGAACGCCUCAUCGAGCAGGAGAAGGCCCAGUUGGAGCAGCUCUUCCAGGACGAGGUGGCCAAGGCCCAGAAGCUGCGGGAGGAGCAGCAACGCCAAUGGCAGCAGGUGGAGGAAGAGAAGCGACAGCUAGAGGCCAGCAUGGAGGAGGCGCGGCGCCGGCAGCAUGAGGCUGAGCAGGGUGUGCAGCACAAGCAGGAGGAGCUGCAGCGUCUGGAGCAGCUGCGACAGCAGCAGGAGAGGCUGCUGGCCGAGGAGAACCAGAGGCUGCGUGAGCGGCUACAGUGCCUGGAGGAGGAGCACCGGGCUGCGCUGGCACGUUCAGAGAUCACUGCCUUGCAGGCCGCGGCUGCCAAGGCCCUGCCCAACGGCCGGGAUGCGCCUGAUGGCCCGGCCGCCGAGGCAGAACCUGAGCAUGCCUUUGAUGGCCUGCGGCAGAAGGUUCCAGCCCAGUGGCUGCAGGAGGUGGGAAUCCUGAACGCAGACGAGCUGGAACGGCUGAUACAGGGCCGCACCACCGUGGCCGAGCUUGCGCAGCGGGACGAUAUGCGCUGCUUCCUUCAGGGCCACAGCAGCAUCGCUGGGCUGCUGCUGAAGCCUGCCAAUGAGAAGCUGAGUGUGUACAUGGCUCUGCAGAGGCAGCUGCUGAGCCCAGGGACUGCCCUCAUCCUACUGGAGGCGCAGGCGGCCUCAGGCUUCCUCCUGGAUCCUGUGCAGAAUCGGCGGCUGACUGUCAGUGAGGCGGUGCGAGAGGGCAUUGUGGGGCCUGAGCUGCACCACAAGCUGUUGUCGGCCGAGCGCGCCGUCACCGGCUACACCGACCCCUACACCGGCGAGCGGAUCUCCCUGUUCCAGGCCAUGAAGAAGGACCUCAUCGUGCGCGACCACGGCAUCCGCCUGCUGGAGGCCCAGAUCGCCACGGGCGGCAUCAUCGACCCCGUGCACAGCCACCGCCUGCCCGUGCACGUGGCCUACGAGCGCGGCUACUUCGACGAGGAGAUGAGCCGCGUCCUGGCGGACCCCAGCGACGACACCAAGGGCUUCUUCGACCCCAACACACACGAGAACCUUACCUACCGGCAGCUGCUGGAGCGCUGCGUGGAGGACCCCGAGACAGGCCUGCGCCUCCUGCCACUCACAGAUCAGGUUGCCAGGGGCAGUGAGCUUGUCUACACUGACUCGGAGGCCCGGGAUGUGUUUGAGAAAGCCACUGUGUCUGCACCAUUUGGCAAGUUCCAAGGGAGGACCGUGAGCAUCUGGGAGCUCAUCAGCUCUGAGUACUUCACAGCAGAACAGAGGCGGGAGCUGCUCCGUCAGUUCCGCACAGGCAAGAUCACCGUAGAGAAGGUCAUCAAGAUCGUCAUCACAGUGGUGGAAGAGCACGAGCAGAAGGGCCAGCUCUGCUUUGAGGGCCUGCGUGCCCUGGUACCUGCUGCCGAGCUGCUUGAGAGCGGGGUCAUCGACCACAACCUCUACCAACAGCUGCAGCGAGGCGAGCGCUCAGUGCAAGAGGUGGCUGAGGUGGACGCCGUGAGGCAGGCCCUACGGGGUGCCAAUGUCAUCGCGGGCGUGUGGCUGGAGGAGGCGGGGCAGAGGGUGAGCAUCUACGAAGCUCAGAAGAAGGAUCUUCUGCAGCCAGAGGUGGCUGUGGCCCUGCUGGAAGCCCAGGCCGGCACCGGGCAUAUCGUUGACCCAUCCACCAGUGCCCGGCUGACUGUGGAUGAGGCAGUGCGUGCUGGCCUGGUGGGGCCAGAGCUGCAUGAGAAGCUGCUAUCAGCUGAGAAAGCUGUGACAGGGUAUAAGGACCCCUACUCAGGGCAGAGCGUCUCCCUGUUCCAGGCCCUAAAGAAGGGCCUCAUUCCCAGAGAGCAGGGCCUGCGUCUGCUGGAUGCCCAGCUGUCCACAGGUGGCAUCGUGGACCCCAGGAAGAGCCACCGCGUGCCCCUCGAUGUUGCCUAUGCCCGGGGCUGUCUGGAUGAGGAGACCAACAGAGCCCUGUCGGUGCCCAGCGGUGAUGCCAAGGUCUACGAGGACCCCGGCACUCAGGAGCCCGUUACCUAUGGCCAGCUGCAGCAGCAGUGCCGGCCAGACCCGCUCACAGGGCUCAGCCUGCUGCCACUCUCAGAGAAGGCCACCCAGGCCCGGCGGGAGCUCUGCUCCGAGCUUCAGGCCCGUGAGACCUUUCAGAAGGCCACCAUUGAGGUCCCUGUGGGCAGCUUCAAGGGUCAGACGGUGACAGUGUGGGAGCUCAUCAGCUCCGACUACUUCACGGAGGAACAGCGGCGGGAGCUGCUCCGUCAGUUCCGCACGGGCAAGGUCACCGUGGAGAAGGUCAUUAAGAUCGUCAUCACCAUUGUUGAGGAGGUGGAGACCAUGCGGCAGGAGAGGCUGUCCUUCAGUGGCCUCCGUGCCCCGGUGCCAGCCAGUGAGCUCCUGGCUGCUGGGGUCCUCAGCAAGGCCCAGUUUGAGCAGCUCAAAGAUGGAAAGACAUCAGUCAAGGAUCUGUCAGAGGUGGACACCGUGCGGACGCUCCUCCGAGGCAGUGACUGCCUUGCUGGCAUCUACCUGGAGGACUCCAAGGAGAAGGUGACCAUCUAUGAGGCCAUGAGGAGGGGCCUGCUGAGGCCCAGCACGGCCACUCUUCUGCUUGAGGCCCAGGCAGCCACCGGCUUUCUGGUUGACCCUGUGCGCAACCAGCGCCUAUACGUCAACGAGGCUGUGAAGAACGGAGUUGUGGGCCCUGAGCUGCAUGAGAAGCUGCUGUCAGCCGAGAAGGCCGUGACGGGGUACAAGGACCCCUACUCGGGCACCACUAUCUCCCUGUUCCAGGCCAUGAAGAAGGGCCUCAUCGUGCGGGACCACGGCAUCCGCCUGCUGGAGGCCCAGAUCGCCACGGGCGGCAUCAUCGACCCCGUGCACAGCCACCGCCUGCCCGUGCACGUGGCCUACGAGCGCGGCUACUUCGACGAGGAGAUGAGCCGCGUCCUGGCGGACCCCGGCGACGACACCAGGGGCUUCUUUGACCCCAACACGCACGAGAACCUCACCUACCGGCAGCUGCUGGAGCGCUGCGUGGAGGACCCCGAGACGGGCCUGCGCCUCCUGCCGCUAAAAGGGGCGGAGCAGACGGAGGUGGUGGAGACCACGCAGGUGUACACUGAGGAGGAGACCCGGAGGGCAUUUGAGGAGACGCAGAUUGACAUCCCCGGUGGCGGCAGCCUUGGCGGCUCCACCAUGUCCCUGUGGGAGGUGAUGCAGUCAGACUUGAUUCCUGAGGAGCAGCGGGCCCGGCUGAUGGCCGACUUCCAGGCAGGCCGGGUCACCAAGGAGCGUAUGAUCAUCAUCAUCAUUGAGAUAAUCGAGAAGACUGAGGUCAUCCGACAGCAGAACCUCGCUUCCUAUGAUUACGUCCGCCGCCGCCUCACGGCCGAGGACCUGUACGAGGCCCGGGUCAUCUCCCGGGAGGCCUACAGCCUGCUCCGGGAGGGCACCAGGACCCUCCGUGAGGUGCUUGAGGAGGAAUCUGCCUGGCGCUACCUCUACGGCACAGGCUGUGUAGCUGGCAUCUACCUGCCCAGCUCUAGGCAGACGCUGACCAUCUACCAGGCCCUCAAGAAGGGGCUGCUGAGCGCUGAGGUGGCCCGCUUCCUGCUGGAGGCGCAGGCGGCCACCGGCUUCCUGUUGGACCCGGUGAAGGGCGAGCGGCUGACUGUGGACGAGGCUGUACGGAAGGGCCUGGUGGGCCCUGAGCUGCACGACCGACUGCUCUCAGCUGAGCGGGCCGUGACCGGCUACCGUGACCCCUACACGGAGCAGACGAUCUCGCUCUUCCAGGCCAUGAAGAAGGAGCUGAUCCCUGCCGAGGAGGCCCUGCGGCUGCUGGAUGCCCAGCUGGCCACGGGCGGCAUUGUGGACCCACGCUUGGGCUUCCACCUCCCAUUGGAGGUGGCCUACCAGCGUGGCUACCUCAACAAGGACACGCAUGACCAGCUGUCGGAGCCCAGCGAGGUGCGCAGUUACCUGGACCCCUCAACGGAUGAGCGCCUCAGCUAUACGCAGCUGCUCCGGCGGUGCCGCCGCCAUGAGGACAGUGGCCAGCUGCUCCUGCCGCUCUCCGAUGCCCGCAAGCUGACUUUCCGCGGCCUGCGCAAACAGAUCACCGUGGAGGAGCUGGUGCGCUCUCAGGUCAUGGAUGAGGCCACGGCGCUGCAGCUGCAGGAGGGCCUGACCUCUGUCGAAGAGGUCUCCAGGAGCCUGCAGAAGUUCCUCGAGGGCACCAGCUGCAUCGCGGGUGUCUUUGUUGACGCCACCAAGGAGCGGCUGUCAGUGUACCAGGCCAUGAAGAAAGGCAUCAUCCGCCCUGGCACAGCUUUUGAGCUCCUGGAGGCACAGGCGGCCACUGGCUAUGUCAUUGACCCCAUCAAGGGACUCAAGCUGACCGUCGAGGAGGCUGUGCGCAUGGGCAUUGUGGGCCCCGAGUUCAAGGACAAGCUGCUGUCAGCCGAGCGCGCCGUCACUGGCUACAAGGACCCCUACUCUGGGAAGCUCAUCUCCCUGUUCCAGGCCAUGAAGAAGGGCCUGAUUCUGAAGGACCACGGCAUCCGCCUGCUGGAGGCCCAGAUCGCCACAGGCGGCAUCAUCGACCCCGAGGAAAGCCACCGCCUGCCUGUGGACGUGGCCUACCAACGUGGCCUCUUCGAUGAGGAGAUGAAUGAUAUCCUUACAGACCCAAGCGAUGACACCAAGGGCUUCUUUGACCCCAACACAGAGGAGAACCUCACCUACCUGCAGCUGAUGGAGCGCUGCGUGGAGGACCCCCAGACGGGCCUGCGCCUCCUGCCACUCCGGGAGAAGAAGCGGGAGCGGAAGACAUCCUCCAAGUCCUCCGUGCGCAAGCGCCGUGUGGUGAUCGUGGACCCCGAGACGGGCAAGGAGAUGUCGGUGUACGAGGCUUACCGCAAGGGGCUCAUCGACCACCAGACGUACCUGGAACUGUCAGAGCAGGAGUGCGAGUGGGAAGAGAUCACCAUCUCCUCCUCGGAUGGCGUGGUCAAGUCCAUGAUCAUUGACCGCCGCUCGGGCCGCCAGUACGACAUCGACGAGGCCAUCGCCAAGAACCUCAUUGACCGCUCCGCCCUGGACCAGUACCGCGCCGGCACGCUCUCCAUCACUGAGUUUGCAGACAUGCUGUCUGGCAAUGCCGGUGGCUUCCGCUCCCGCUCUUCCUCAGUGGGGUCCUCCUCUUCCUACCCCAUUAGCCCUGCUGUCUCCAGGACCCAGCUGGCCUCGUGGUCCGAUCCCACUGAGGAGACGGGCCCCGUGGCUGGCAUCCUGGACACGGAGACGCUGGAGAAGGUGUCCAUCACAGAGGCCAUGCGCCGCAGCCUGGUGGACAACAUCACUGGGCAGCGGCUGUUGGAGGCGCAGGCCUGCACCGGGGGCAUCAUCGACCCUGCCACCGGCGAGCGCUUCCCUGUCACUGACGCUGUCAACAAGGGCCUGGUGGACAAGAUCAUGGUGGACCGCAUCAACCUGGCCCAGAAGGCCUUCUGUGGCUUUGAGGACCCGCGCACCAAGACCAAGAUGUCAGCUGCCCAGGCCCUGAAGAAGGGCUGGCUCUACUACGAGGCCGGCCAGCGCUUCCUGGAGGUGCAGUACCUGACAGGCGGCCUGAUUGAGCCUGACACGCCUGGCCGCGUGCCCCUGGACGAGGCCCUGCAGCGUGGCGUGGUGGAUGCCCGCACCGCCCAGAAGCUGCGUGAUGUCAGUGCAUACGCCAAGUAUCUCACUUGCCCCAAGACCAAGCUCAAGAUCUCCUAUAAGGAUGCGCUGGACCGCAGCAUGGUGGAGGAGGGCACGGGGCUGCGGCUGCUCGAGGCCGCUGCCCAGUCGAGCAAGGGCUACUACAGCCCCUACGGCGUCAGCGGCUCCGGCUCUGCAGCCGGCUCGCGCUCCGGCUCGCGCACUGGCUCCCGGGCUGGCUCUCGCCGCGGCAGCUUUGACGCCACCAGCUCUGGCUUCUCCGCGACCUUCUCUUCCUCCUCCUACUCCUCCUCAGGAUACGGCCGCCGCUACGCCUCGGGGCCUGCAUCCUCCCUGGGGAGCCCCGAGCCUGCGGCGGCCUGACCCACACCCACACCCUGCCCUCCCGCUCUGCACGUGGCCAGGCUCCCUGCCCAGGCGCUGGGGUCUCUCCUCACUGGUCAAAGAUGUCUUCCUCCCAAGUGGUGCCUAAAGUUUAACCAAAAAGACCAGAUUAAUAAGUUAACAUUUGUCUGCUGUCCAGACAGCCUGUGUGCUGAGGUUGGGGCUGGUCCAGCCCCACUGGCCACCUCGUUCCAAGUCUCCCUGUCCCUCUGCCUGCCACUCACCACAGCCAGGUGCCUUGGAGGGUCCAGAGCUGGGCUCCAAUCCCACACUCUCAUCUCCCCCCGCCCCCAGGGAGGGAUUUAUCUGGGCAAGGGUCUCCCAGCCCUGUAGGCCAGGCCCCCUGACACUCAACCAUCAAUCCUAGCUGCCCAGGGUGGCUGGGGGCAGACCAUUAUUAGCAGGGCCCUCAGGGCUGGCAUUUCCUUCUGUUUCUAGGACUGACCUGCUUGGUCAGUGGGCCUUGCUGGGGAGGAGGGUGUCCUGGGUCAGCCAUCUCUUCCAGGCUGACAUGGGCAUAGAAGCCCCUUCCCCAUGGAAAAAUCAGGGUCCAGGUACAGAACCAGCUGGCCUGGGCCGGGCGCCAGCCUGUACCCGCCCCUAGCCCGCUCUGGCCAAGCUGCAGGCUCUGUUCCUGCCUCCCAGCUCCUGACACCCUCCCCAGGCCCCAGCUUCUGGCUUCAUCCUUUCAGCCUCAGCUCCCUAGUAAGUGCCUUCUGUACCCUGCCUCGUGCCCCAGGCCCCGAGGACCCUGACCCGGGCCGGGAGACAGACCCUCCUGGGGAAAG